ACUUUCGCCACUAUCAUUCCUGUCGCGGCUGCGCCAACCCGUGAGCGCGCAAACGUGAGUCCGCUCUCGGCUUUCCUCCUCGGAGUUUCCGCGCUGGAUGAUCACGCGCGCCAACACCGAUUCUCUCUCCUCACGUUUUCUCUCCACGAUUUUCCACGAACGGAGGAAACGCGUCGUGCGGUGCAUUCGUGUCGAGGUUAGUUAGUGUGCGGUUUCCAAGGAAAUUGGUUUCACGGACGAAUCGAUCGAUCGUGAACGCGGGAACGCGGUCCUCGCGUGUCGUUCCAUUUAAUUCUCUCGAUAUUUUGUUUUUAUUGGGUGUAGAGAGAGAGAAAAAAGAGAGCGAGAGAAAGAGAGAGAGAGAACGAGUAUCGAUCGCGAUCGAGGUUUUUUUCUCUUUCCUUUUUGUUUUCUUUUACCCGCGGGCGGCUCGUGUUUCUUGGGAAAUGUGUGCCACGUGUAGUGAGCCCGCGAGUUCACCUGCUACUCCUACUGAAUGGGAUUAGAUGAAGUGCACGACGGAUGGCCUGAGCCUCGGAGCAAAUCUUCAUGGAUCGUUCACGAAAAUCGAGAAAUGAUCGGUCGCCGCGGUGUCCCGCAGAAGUUCCGCGGCGCCAAAGAUGCGCGCCACGACGCGCCAACAUCGCCGUCAAGAAUUUCGGAAUUAUAAUUUCACGUCACUCGGUGGCGGCAGGAGAAACCCGAUGGGCGAAACGUGUACCACGCGUUUAUACAGCUAGAACGAGGAAAAAGGGAAGAAGGACACCGAGUGUGCGAUUGACGAAGCCGAGAGAGAGAAGAUCGAUUCUAGCUUUGACAAUGUUGACUGCGGCCACCGUCUCCUCUACCCACGUGCCCGACAAGUAUCCCAUCGAAGUGUAUCAUAUGCUACGGGAGAAGACUCAAUUCGCUCUUGGACGGGAUAAUCGUAUUAGAGGAACCUGGGGUCCGUGGAGUUCGUGGAGCGAGUGUUCGCGUACCUGUGGCACGGGGAUUCAAUCCCAAUCUCGCGAAUGCGUUCCUUAUCAGCGACUGUUAAGGAAGCGGAGCAUUAUCUCGGAGAAUGGCACGAGCAACUCGCGACCCAUUUGCAUCGGUACAUAUAAGCGAUACCACACGUGCAACACGCAGAAAUGUCCGAACUUCCCGGAGGAUUUGCGGGCCGAACAAUGUGCCAAGUACAACGGAAGAAAUUACAAGGGCGAGAGUUACGAUUGGGUCCCGUUUUUGGAUGCACCGAAUUCUUGCGCGCUCAAUUGCCGUGCCGUUGGCGAGCCUUUUUAUGCAACGCUUGAACCGGCAGUAAUGGACGGCACACCCUGCGACGCUCCGAAUCUUCGUGGAUAUAAUGCUGGAAUUUCUAUGGAACGCACCGAUCGAUGGCUCUGUGUCGCUGGACAAUGCAAGCCCGUGGGUUGCGACGGUGUGGUAGGUUCCGGCGUCACGAUGGACGCUUGUGGUGUCUGCGGUGGUCAGGGUAAAGGUUGUAGACUGUACGAGGGCAUUUUUAUGGAACCAAUCCUGCCACGGGGUCAUCAACCUGUAACCAGUAUUCCGAAAGGAGCCAUGUCCCUCAACAUAUCCGAACUACGACACAGUAGCAAUUUCUUAGCGUUGAGAGACGGCAACGGUAGUUACAUCCUGAACGGACCCUUGGCUUACAGUCCAAGCGGCACUUAUAAAGCGGCUGGCACGACAUUAACAUACCAGAGGGGUGACAGAAACCGCAUGGAGUGUAUCUUGGCGACCGGGCCACUGAACGAUUCUUUGCAUUUAGAGAUUCUGGCACAGGAAAUGAAUCCCGGAGUACUUUACAAAUACAUGAUGCCGUUCAAUGGAAAGCCAUUAAUAGCACCGCCACUUUUUGCGACAGGAUCCAUCGAUCGUGGCAACGAAAUCCCUGAUUCGGAUGCGCGUGUUGGCUUCACGAUUCCCGUAAACAGAAUAUCCAAUCAGAAAAUCGAUUUAUUACCGGCGAUUCGUAAUCAAGAUCGAGCACGAGGCCGUGAGAGAGGACGAAAGGAGGAGAUGAAGCAUUCCCCGACUACGGUGAUGGCCGGUGAUCAACCCAAGUUAAAGGGCAAGAAAAAGAAACGUGCGCGAUUCGCUUGGAAGAUGUUUGGAUUGACUCCUUGUUCCAAAGAAUGUGGAGGAGGCGUUCAAACAGCUAUCUUCAAGUGCUUCCGCGAGACCAAGCAGAUGAUCGUGAACGACAAGCGUUGUCGCAACGUGGGAAAGCCGCAACACCCGCCUCCGUUGCGUUGCAACGACAAUCCUUGCCCACCUAGGUGGAGGGCCGAACCGUGGGGCGAGUGCUCGGUCACCUGCGGCACCGGCACGAGAACACGAAAAUUGGAGUGUGUACAGGAACUGAAAGCGAACUUAACAAUGCGAGUGUUAGACGGUGCGUGCGUACAACCGCCCGACCUUAGGACCGUGGAAACCUGUGCGAAACCGGCUUGCACGAAUAGUAGUCCGGAAUUAAGGCAUAUGCACUCUCAACACGACACGCCCAGAUGGGACGUCGGCGCCUGGGGUCCUUGUUCGACGACGUGUGGGAUAGGAAUUCGAAAUCGAACGGUGACUUGCAUCACGUCGGGAAGUGUGUGUCCCGCGUUCAAUAAACCCGAAUCUCAGAAAAUCUGCGAAUCCCCGCCUUGUAUCACGCACAUUGGUAUGGAGCAACGAGCGCCUUGGCUCUACUCGGAAUGGUCGGCCAAGUGUUCGGCAGAAUGUGGGAGCGGAGUGGAAACGAGGCAAGUAGCUUGCGCCGAUGUCAGCGAGUUGUUCUGCAAUCCCAAAGAGAGGCCGGAAACGGAAAGGGAAUGUUUCGGAAGAGGAACGAAUUGCGAUAGCGCGAAAUGGUUCACCGGUCCAUGGACAUUGUGUUCCGUGUCGUGUGGAGUGGGUGUCCAGUAUCGAGAAGUCCUUUGCGUCGCAAGGACGAACAACGAAUUCGUCGUGUUGCCGGCGAGCAAUUGCAGCAGCGGCUCGAGGCCAGCAAACGAACAAGUAUGCAGAGCGGCCGCGUGCACACCGACAUGGUUCACCUCGGACUGGUCGAAGUGCUCGGUGACAUGCGGUACCGGCGUGCAAACCAGACUGGUUCGUUGUAUUCUCGAAGGUGUCAGCAGCUCGAAUUGCGAGGAUGCUGGGAAACCGAGCGACCAACAGCAAUGCAGCCUGGAGCCGUGCAAAAAGGAUGCUACGUCGUCGAUCAAACCGCCGAAAAAAGCGUAUGAAGCAUCGUCGGAAUGCGUUGACAAGCAUCCAGAUUGCUCGGUGGUCGUGAAGAAUGGUUAUUGCCGGAUCAAAUACUACAAGUAUUCGUGCUGUCGAUGCCGCGAAUAGUCGUUCGACAGCCGAGGACGAGUCAUCAUCGUUUCAGGCAGGUUCACCUUUUCCAUAUGGUCGUGGCCGUUUUCAAUUCGAUUAAACUCGUUGCUUUCCUCUUUCCAGUUAAAUAUAAACGGGGAGCUCGAUAGAGAAUCUUAGCGAGUGAUAAGACUGUGACAAAGAGACGAUCACGUUAUGUACAAUUUUAUUUAACGCGAUAAUCAGCUAAUCCCGCGUAGCUUUAUUCCUUCUUAUUGUCUUAUUCCCGCGCGGCACGCUGCGGAAGAACGAUUAUUUAAUUCCACGAGGAAUUCCGUUAAAUCCGGAAAGUGGGAUAGUAGGUGAAAAUUCACGAGAAAUCAACUAGUCGUUCGAGAGCCGAAGACGUUGAAAAGGGAGCACGACGUCGUCCCCCCGUCGAGUAGGAGAGAAAGUAUGAUGCGUCUGUACACUGCAGAAACUCGUAUCGUACGGGGCAUGUAUAUGUGUUUACGUGUGUAAAUAUCUCUCUGUACAAGCGAACAGUUGCAGGAACGUAAUUUUGUCAAUGCAUCGAUCUUGAUCCCGUACUUGACACCAAAAUAACUUCAACAACGAUCGAUAGCAAUUCGAAAUUCUCAGUUCUCGAAGUGCUUCAUUCGAUUGCAAACAUCUCGAAAGCAAAACGUGAGUACCACAUCCAUAAAAGCAACAACGGGAAUGAAAAAUUCUUAUCCUGAAUUUUUCCUGAAUCGUGUGCGAUAAAUUGAAUAGUAGGGAACGAUAAAUAGGUUGGAUCGUCGGCGAAGAACGAGAAGGGAUUAUCAUUGUUACGCCCCUGGAUGAGUUGCGAUCCCAUUUGCAUGCGCGUUCGACGUGAAACCUGUACGCCCAUGUACCCACUUAGGUAAACCCUGCGUGCUUGUGCCCGGACAACCGUGCGUGGACACGAAACGAAACGAACCAAGCACACGAGCUGUGUCUGGUGUCGCUGCGAAAAGGAGAAGUAAAAACGUUUCGAUCGAUACAACUGCAUGUGCUCUCGAUGUACUUCGAUAGGUAGGCUGUAUUAGUUGCAAAAACAUUAUUUAUGCGCUCGUAUAGGCCAAUCGGACCACGAUGAAUGCGAAUAAUUUUUGUUAAUCGAGCAUUUAAUUAACAUAUCGAGUCGAAUGAAUUCGCCGAUUUUGAUUUACGAACCUGACUUUAUUAACAAAUUCAUUCAUCGUGACAAGGACAGCGCGGUGAACUCAAACCGGAAGCGCGUCGACAUAUUUUUCCCCUCUUUACAUUCUUGUUUUCAACAAGGAACGAGUUUGAGAACGCGUUCGAUCUGUAGAGAAAUAUUUUACGUCUCUGUCGAAUCGAACUUGGCUCGAAGAGCUUUAUCGUGAAACUCGUGUAUUCAUCGUUUUCUAUGUAAUUGAUGUCAACUGAUUUGCCUAUUCUUUAAUGUGCGAACAUAGUUGUAGGAUAAUUAACUUUAGCAGUGGUAUCGAAUCAAAUAUACGCUUGUCUCUGUUGUAAAAAAUAUAACACUGGUAUACUGUAUACGUAGAAUCGAAUUUAAUUUCCGACAUUUUCUAAUAAAAAUCGCGAGAAGUAUUAUUAUUAAAAUCCACCAAUUACUCGCGCGUAAGAGAAAUACCUUUACGAGGUAUAUGGACGUAGAUUAGCUUAAGUUCAAAUAGGUAGCGAACGAUCGAUGGAAACCUCGUGAAAAUUGCGUGGGCAAUCAAUUUCUCAGUGUCAAUUAAAUCGCAUUCCGGUUUGCCUUCUCGACAUGAAAGAAGUGUGCGAACACCGUACCAUAUUCCGAUUCGCUUUGUGUCCCUCGAGAAGCUAAAUUUCUGUUGCAAUUCGUUUCAAUAAAAUUUCCGUUUUUUCCUUA
This is a messenger RNA of Apis mellifera (honey bee), 5206 nucleotides long. RefSeq names its product thrombospondin type-1 domain-containing protein 4. Gene Ontology annotation, biological process: extracellular matrix organization. NCBI's taxonomy places the organism in Eukaryota, Metazoa, Arthropoda, Insecta, Hymenoptera, Apidae. Gene Ontology annotation, molecular function: metalloendopeptidase activity. The transcript is spliced from 20 exons. Bases 550 to 3351 code for a protein of 933 amino acids. The record is from RefSeq and is a predicted model, not a curated record. Gene Ontology annotation, cellular component: extracellular matrix.